AUGCAUCCUCACCGCGACUCGAAAUUAGACUACCCUGAAGAUGACAACAUUCGGCAUCAUUCUAAUGCAUCAAAAUCAAAUUCAUACAUCGCUUGUCUCGACCCAUCGACAAUGUCGCUUAUCGACUGCUACGCUCUCGUAACCGACCGUCUGGAAAGACUAUAUUUCGUCGACCACGACGAGAUUGAGUAUACCGCUGUGGCUAGCGAAUGCAGUCCGGAUGAUAAGAACAACAACGGGGCUAGUUAUUUGAGCGAUGAUGGUAAAGGUCAUGUAACCGAAGAUAAGAAGAAAUCCAAAUUUAGACGAUUUUCGUUGUUGUCCUCUUCCAGAGCAAGUCAUCAUGAUAAUGAUGGUCCAUAUGGUAGAGAUGCUAGAGAUGCCAGACGAAGUAGUACGGGCGAGUUUCCUAAGCGUAGACCAACUCGCAUACAGCGAGCAAUACGGCGUACCCUGACCAUGACACUUAGUCAAAAGAAUCGUGCCGAUUCUUCCACCGAUGUGGUUGCCUCUCCAGAAGACAAUUCUUUAUCCGCGAAUCUUCCAGGGGAUCGAAUCUCCCUCGACGACUCGACGAUAAACGAUAACCGACAAUCAUGGCCUCACUUUAAAACGUUGUUCCAAUUUGUAAAACGCCGACACUCUACGUAUGGCCGAUACUCUUUCCCGUACACAGCGCACGAACCACAACGGCCCACAGCAUCGGCCAAUGAGCAAUUCAGUCGGAAUGGAUCAGUCAGAGGCUUGGGAGAGUUGAAUAGUGCGAUUAGCAAAGGUGGUGAUUUGAAGCUAUCUUCAAACCAGAUGAGAAUGUUUAUUGCUAACGAGAUAUACACUACCGAGUGCAGUUAUUUGAUGCAUCUGCAAACUUUGAAAAAGUGUUUCAUGGACCCAUUCAUCGAAGCGGCCGAUAAAUCGCGGCCACUAGUCAAGCCGGCCGAUAUCGCAAUUAUAUUUGCUCAUGUUCCCGAACUCAUCAGGAUCUCUACCAAGAUGACCACAUGCAUCAAAAGAGCCGUCGACCCAUGGGAAAACGGCAAGACUCAUCUCAACGAUAUAUUCAUAAACUUUUCGCCCGAAUUAGAAGUAUAUAGUCGAUAUGCUAAGAAUUAUCGAGAUAUUCGGUUGGCUGUGGACAGGAUAGAUCAAAGUGAGGCGUGUCAAAAGUUUAUCCGGCAGGCUCACAAGCGCAAGGAGACGAAUAAGCUCGGUCUAUCAGAUUAUAUGAUCAUGCCGAUACAACGCGUGACAAGAUAUUGCUUGCUGUUGGGAGAGUUGAAGAAAAACACAGAAGAAAGUCAUCCCGAUUUCGCCGAUAUCUGUCAGGCGUUAGAAACAAUGAUUAAAUUGGCUGCCAACUGCAACAGGGUUACACGUCUAUGA
Paraglomus brasilianum is the source of this 1383-nucleotide messenger RNA. The record is from the annotation of a GenBank genome assembly. NCBI's taxonomy places the organism in Eukaryota, Fungi, Glomeromycota, Glomeromycetes, Paraglomerales, Paraglomeraceae.